Molecule: messenger RNA, 948 nt
Organism: Drepanopeziza brunnea f. sp. 'multigermtubi' MB_m1
Lineage: Eukaryota; Fungi; Ascomycota; Leotiomycetes; Helotiales; Drepanopezizaceae
Source: RefSeq, a predicted model, not a curated record
AUGUUACCCUCAAAAGACGACCCAAUCGAGCCGGAGAUUGUACAGGCAGUCACCGAAGCAGAUACUGGUGAUGGUCUGGAGUCAAAGCUGCGAGCGACUGUUGAUCGGCAAACGUACGGUGGCUCCUUACUGUUCAACUUUGGAGCCUUCGUUUUACCUGCUCUUUGCGGGACAUUGAGUAAGCUCUGGGUGGCAAGCAUCGAUUCGAGUCAGGUGGUGACAACCGAUGUCUACACCUACAUUGGUGUCGUCGUUGAGGUCCUGAAUGAAGGGCUUCCGAGGACGGCAUGGGGUGUUAUCGGCGACAGGUCGACGCAGACCAUCAGGUCCCGCAUCAGUCUCUCGUACACUCUCCUAGUUGUCAAGUCUAUUCUCGGUAUCAUCUUGACCUUGGUUUUUAUCGGGAGCUCAAAGCAAUUGGUGGCUGCGUUUGUCCCAGCAGAGGUUAGAAAAACUUCGCUGACAUACGUGCGGAUCUCCUCGGUGCAGGCUUUGUCGUCGGCUAUUGAAGUGGCGGUGGCCUCUGCCACUAGAGCUCUAGACCAUCCUGAUGUGCCUCUUUCUAUCAGCUCGACGAAAUUUGUCGUCAAUAUCAUCCUCGAUCUUCUCAUCAUGUCAAAAUUCCACGUUGGAAAGAGGACACCAACGGUCCACGGGCAAGCUCUGAUUCGGAUGGCCUGCGACUUGGUAUCAGCAUUGACGGGUUUGGUAUACUGCGUGUGGUAUCUGCUUCAGGCGCUUGGCUCUAACCUCCUCUGGAUGUUGCCAUGGCCCAUUGCCGUGACGAAGAUUGGGAUGACGCCCGAUAACGCGUGGCGCUACCACUCCAUCAUAUUUGGACGGUCUAUUGUGUUCUCUUUCCUUAACGUUUCUCUCGCUCUUGCAAUCUGGGAUUGGUUCUACACCAGAGGACAGGUCUCCUUGACCCCGGUUCACAGCUCUCUUUGA